AUGAAAUUGUUGUUAGUGUUGUGCCUCUUCCUGGUUACCAUUUCUUCAGCCUUUGCCGGUACUGAUGGUGAUCCAUGCGAAACUCCUAAAGACUGCCGUCAAGUGAUUUGUCAUCGUGAACCUGAAUGCAGGGAUCAUAAGUGCUUCUGUGAUUGGACGCCGUUUACUGAAAGAUCUGUAAUCAAAGAUGAUAAGGAUAAGCAGUGA
Messenger RNA from Bursaphelenchus okinawaensis, 207 nucleotides. Lineage: Eukaryota; Metazoa; Nematoda; Chromadorea; Rhabditida; Aphelenchoididae. The record is from the annotation of a GenBank genome assembly.